GGCCUUCCGGGCGGCCCCGGAAGCGGCGCGGCGGCGCAUGCGCACUGCCUCCGCGGCCCCCCGCGCGGCAGCUCGGCGCCCGUGGGCCUCGUCAGCGGCGGCCGAGCGGGAGUCCGGCCCGCGAGUCCACCCCGCCGCGCGCCGCCGCUCGCCAGGGCCAAAAUGAGUCUGUUCGGAACAACCUCGGGGUUUGGAACUGGCGGGACCAUGUUUGGCAGCCCGACCACGGACAACCACAACCCAAUGAAGGACAUUGAAGUGACAUCCUCUCCGGAUGACAGCAUUGGCUGCCUGGCCUUCAGCCCCCCAACUCUGCCCGGCAACUUCCUCGUUGCCGGAUCCUGGGCCAACGAUGUCCGCUGCUGGGAAGUUCAGGACAGCGGGCAGACGAUUCCCAAGGCCCAGCAGAUGCACACGGGGCCCGUGCUCGAUGUCUGCUGGAGCGACGAUGGGAGCAAAGUAUUUACAGCAUCGUGUGAUAAAACUGCCAAAAUGUGGGACCUCAAUAGUAACCAGGCGAUUCAGAUCGCACAGCACGACGCCCCUGUGAAGACUGUCCACUGGAUCAAAGCCCCCAACUACAGCUGCGUGAUGACCGGGAGCUGGGACAAGACUCUGAAGUUCUGGGACACGCGGUCAUCAAACCCCAUGAUGGUCCUGCAGCUCCCCGAAAGGUGUUACUGUGCCGAUGUGACCUACCCUAUGGCCGUGGUAGCCACGGCAGAGCGGGGCCUGAUCGUCUACCAGCUGGAGAACCAGCCUUCCGAGUUCCGGCGGAUCGAGUCGCCCCUGAAGCACCAGCAUCGGUGUGUGGCUAUUUUUAAAGACAAGCAGAACAAGCCCACUGGCUUCGCCCUGGGGAGCAUCGAGGGGAGAGUCGCCAUUCAUUACAUCAACCCCCCAAACCCUGCCAAGGACAACUUCACCUUCAAGUGCCACCGCUCCAACGGCACCAACACGUCGGCACCCCAGGACAUCUAUGCGGUCAACGGCAUCGCCUUCCACCCCGUCCAUGGCACCCUGGCCACCGUGGGCUCCGAUGGCCGCUUCAGCUUCUGGGACAAGGACGCCAGGACCAAGCUGAAGACAUCUGAGCAGCUGGACCAGCCCAUCGCGGCCUGCUGCUUCAACCACAACGGGAACAUCUUCACCUACGCCUCCAGCUACGACUGGUCCAAGGGACAUGAGUUUUAUAACCCACAGAAGAAAAACUACAUCUUCCUGCGGAAUGCUGCCGAGGAGCUAAAGCCCAGGAACAAGAAGUAGUGGCCGGAGACUUGGGCCUCGGAGGCGUCUUGUCUUCGCUCUGUUUGGCCACAUCUUCGCACGACUCGGGGCCCAGCUUCCAUGGGGUGUGAGCCCUGGAUGUGGCCCUGGGCCGGCUGGUGUCCAGCCCUGCCCACCCUCAGCCAGUGGUGCCCACACGGGAGCGCCCUGGGCCCCACCCCAGCACCUCGAACUGUAUUUUGUAAUAAAACCUGUGCGAGACUGCCCAAGGCUCCGUCCGUCUCUGCCCUGGCCUUGGACGCUAGAGGCCCUGAGGGAGGCACCGUCCGUCCGGAGAGGGCGCCUCGGCUGGGCACACUGCCAUGAACUGUUUUGUCCACUGCCGUCCUCGGCCCUGCUGGUCAGCCAUCGUCCUGACGGGGGGGACAGGCAAGCAGCCCCUGCACGGGAACACUCCCCAGCCCGGGCCCCACUCGUAGUUUGGGGGCCUUUUCCUUUCCCAUCUUUGAGCUCUCUUGACCGGUAAGUAUGGUCGUGACAGCGCAGCGGGGGCUCCUACGUCCGUCCAGCCCGGAGCCCCCUGCUGCUGCUGUGCUGGCGGCUGGCGUGUCCACCAGUGCGGAGGGGGCGAUCUGGGCUCGACCCUGUGAUAUAUAAUGUAUUUGCCUCCUCCCAAAGCGAAAUAAAGUUUCCUUCUAAGA
This is a messenger RNA of Sorex araneus (European shrew), 1928 nucleotides long. It is a transcript of the gene RAE1, whose product is annotated as ribonucleic acid export 1. Gene Ontology annotation, cellular component: nuclear pore. The record is from RefSeq and is a predicted model, not a curated record. The transcript has 12 exons. Gene Ontology annotation, biological process: RNA export from nucleus; transcription-dependent tethering of RNA polymerase II gene DNA at nuclear periphery. Bases 163 to 1266 code for a protein of 367 amino acids. NCBI's taxonomy places the organism in Eukaryota, Metazoa, Chordata, Mammalia, Eulipotyphla, Soricidae. Gene Ontology annotation, molecular function: RNA binding; ubiquitin binding.